UUACACUUUUACGACUUCAAGUCUUUCUAUUAAUAGAAAAAGUUUAAGAACAAGACACAAAUACGUUAUAAAAUUGGAACUGACCGGAAAAAAAACAAAAAAAAAACUGGAACUGACCGGAUCCAUUUUUGGAACCCGUUGACCCGUCCCAAACCCAUCCAAUGGUGGUUAACUCGUAAAAUACGACAAUAGAGAACCGGUGGCCCAGCUAGGCGGGGGCGCCGGAAUCCCGGCGAUAAAACUAAAGAUACUUAUGGGAAAGAAUAUGUACAAGUCUAAAUAAGGAUCUAUCUAAUCCCAGACAAAUUGGUAAAAUCACGCCAAACCAAGUUCCUAACCAUUACCAACCCCAGACACUUCGUCCUGAUCUCUCAACCGGAUUUCAGACAGCAAGCGUCAGCGCAUCACUGGGAAGCAUAACUAGGAAUCUUCAUAAAAAAGGUGCAACUGUGUAAAAUACCUAGAAGAAAGAUAGCAGCUUUUCGACAUCUUAAAGCAGAAGGUUCGGCGUUUGUGAGUUGUUGACUACUCUGUGACGGAGAAGAAAGUAUUUGAUAGAUCAUCAUUAUCAUUACCCCAGUGCCACAAAGGCUCCCACCUACGGUGGGGUAAGAAGGGGUCGGAUGUAUGCAGCCUUGCCUCUGUACUAAAACACUGUUUCCGGAUGACCCAUAGUGAAAAUCGCGUCGAAAAUUGCAUGGACUGACUGCCACACUGUAAAAUGAAAGAAAAAAGAACCUGCCUCAAAAAAAUAUCGUGAGGCACACGUCAAAGUGUAAGUCCUCACAUCUGAGGUGUAAGCCUCUUAUCUCUCAAAAAGGGCUUAAGCCCCAGUUCCUGUUCUAUGCGCCUGAAGCGAGUGCUACCCAUGGGAUGAUAUACUGUUUGCAUGGGAAGUCGAUGAAAGAAGCAUUGGGUGGAAUUGUGGAAAUCAAAGUCUAUGAUUGAUCCAAGUGAUGCUAGGGCUUGAACCCGAUUUCCAACCGAACUGAUGUAAAUUGCAGAUCCACAUUGAUGGUGAAGCCCCUCCUGUAUUGCGACUAGGCCCUGCAUUGUUCCACUUACAUUCUGCCUAACCCUAAUCUCAUACUAGGAGUUUGUCACAGUCGACUACUAGGACAUAAAAUGCUGAUCCUUUCUCAUGAUGAAGCCCCUCCUAUAUUGCAACUACAGAAAUGGGACCUUUUCGAACACCAACUUGAACUUUCAGAGUUCCGUGAAGGUUUUAUAUCUCCAACAAGGGGAAAUUUGGUAUUACUGUCAUAUCAUUGCGAAGCUCUAUUGCUACCUCUGGUCAGAGAGAAACAUAUUGAAAAUCCAGAAAACUGUAAUCACUUAAACUUUGGGGAUUCAACUUCUCGGGCAUCAUGUAUGCCAACAUGUGUGGCACCUUGUUUAGCAGAGCAGGGGGGUGAUAUACCAGGCACUUCUGUGUCAAUUGAACUGGACAGUGUUAAUACUGCGGAAAGACUUCCGAGAAGGUGUAAUAAUUACCCUUACAUCAAUGAUGUAAACUCCCUUACUUGGGGUAUAUGUGAAGACACUUAUGGUCAGGAUGGGGAAAAACAUUUUAGAGAACUCCUCUUUGUAUCUGGCAAUCAUGGGGUAACAAUUCAUGCUUUUAGUCAAUCUUAUGCAUACAAAGGAGUCAUGGGAUCCACACCAGACUGUGACACUGGACAAGGAUUAUGGGUUGAGUGGGGGCCAGGAUAUACAUCAACACUAUCUCAGGAGUUCGACCAAGUGUCUGACAGAAAGUGUGACGAUUCCUUCAAUGUUUUAGAUCUCAGCAGGAAUGGUGCAACCGAGGCAAGACCAUAUCGCAUGUGUACAAAAGUUACGAAUGAGAUGUCAUUUGACAAUAAUUCUAACAAAAGAUGGAUGCGCACAUUGCUAAGCAAGGUUGAAACAUUAGUCUCUGAUGGAGUACUAUAUACUAGAUUCCCAGACAGUUCAUUAUUUGAUUCCACUGCUAUGAUAAUCUCUUUUCGCCUUUUUGGCAAUGAUUCACUGCUUUUGGAUUUUCUAUCUCAUGGAAAUUCAUCAUCACAUGAAAAAGAUGUUAGUGAUCUGUCAAUAUUAGAUCAUCAGGACAAUGCAUAUGCAGAUUCCCUGCCCACCACUAUAGGCUCUUACAGUUGUUUAAGAGUAUUCUCUAAUGCUUCACAAUGCUUGAUUGGCUUUGCCUUAACAGCUUCCAAAAGUGUGCCUGCCACAAAUGAAAGGAAAAAUAGUAAAGUCUUAGUUGCCGUGGCAAAGCUAGUUAGUUGUGGAUUACAGUGGGUUUUUAAAGUGCCACUAGUCAAAAAUGUCGAAAUGACAGCAGCCGUCGACUGGACAGACUUUAGGCUUUCCCAUGCUUUUCUUAUAUGUCUUAAUGCCUCUGGAUUAGUACAUUUUUAUGAUGUGAAAAGUGGUUUGUAUAUUUCAUGUCUAGAUCUUUCACGUAUUUAUGGGCCUUUCACUUCCAUAGUAUCUCAAGAGAAAGAAGAUUCACAUGUGAAGCUUGUUGGGAGUUGUUCUUCAGACAAGGAUUAUAGUAAUCAGAUAUAUAAUAAUUCUGGUUUUCUUGUUCACCAGAAGAGGUUUGAAAGGAUUUUUGUCAUUAGGAAUGCCUUAACUUUAGGUGUGAUUGAUCAACAGGGUGUUAGUUAUGUAAUACAAGCUUCUGAUUAUAUCCCAAAGAAGUAUCACUCACUCGAGAAUCUGCUCCCAUGUUGUGAAGAUCUUAGACUUGCACCACGAGCAGCGUGGGAGGUAGGUGGUGCUGACAUUGGCUACAAGAGGGUGUCUCAUAAUAUAUCAGGUGAAGGGAAGACAAGUCAUUCGUCUGUUACUAAGAAGUCUUCUUUUAAUUGCUGUGUGCAAAAAAAGAGGUUUAUGAAAAUAUCUGAAAGUGAUUUUAAGGAUCCAAUUUUGGGAAACUGCUCUGAGUUUCUUGGUUGUCAGAUACCCUCCUGUCAUAUGAGAAAUAUUGUUCUUCCUGCCUAUAAAUUUCAAGAAGAUGAUGUUAUUUGUAUGUCACCAUUUGGAAUAACUCGGCUUAUUAAAUUGAGAAGCCCUCAACAGAAAAACAAAUGCCGCCUUGUUCACUCUAAUUUGCAUGUAGAUUUAACUUUGAAUGAUGACAAAAGCUAUAAUGUCCAAGGUUGGGAGGCUAUUGUAAAUGAAGCAAUUGGUUGCACUUUUCAAGGUUGUUUGUACUUGGUGAGGGAAAAUGGCAUCUCUGUAGUCCUCCCUUCGUUUUCAAGUUCUUCCAACUUCUAUCCUAUAGAAGCUCUUGGAUAUCGUCAAUCAGGCUGCCUUUAUACCUCUGAGAGUGAUUCAUAUGCAUCUGAAAAGAUGGUACAAGUUAAAAUGCCUCUGUCAUCAUGGGAAGUAGAGAUUUUGGAUAAAGUUCUUUUAUACGAAGGUCACAAACAGGCAGAUCAGCUAUGUUUGGAGAACGGUUGGGAUUUAAGUUUAUCCCGAAUACGGUGCUUACAGCUUGCAUUGGAUUACCUCAAAUUUGAGGAGAUAGAGAAUUCCCUAGAAAUGCUUGUGGAUGCCAAUUUAGCUGAAGAGGGCAUUUUGAGAUUGCUAUUUGCUUCUGUUUAUCUAAUAUCCCACCAAGUUUGCAGUGAGAGUGAUAUUUCUGCUGCAUCGAGGCUGCUUGCUUUGGCCACUGGUUUUGCAACCAAGAUCAUACACACUUGUGGUUUAUUACUGCACAAAAGAGAUAAUUCAACGUCAUGGAAUGGUCAACAUGUGGGAAACCCUCUUCACAUGCUGCAGAUAAUAGAUAUGAGGGCUGAAAAGUUGGGGAGUUCAAUAAAAAUUCAGAAGAUGGCUCAUUUCAUGGAGAUAAUUCGGAGGUUGCAGUGGCGGCUAAACUCUAAGUUCAAGAGGCCUGGCCAAGGAUUGGUUGAUCGUGAUGGCCUCUUAACCGAUACAGAGUCAUUGGAAGACUUAAAGACUCAUGAUCUUUCUAGAGAUGUCUUACCAUUUGACUGCUCUAACCAAAGAGAAUCUGUAGUGCCUGCAGUUCAAUUGGAGUCAACUAAUGAUGAGCCUCUUGCUUUGAUGCCUGUGGAUGGCUGGGGAUUCAAGAGUAGUUUAGCUUUAGAGAAUCCUAAAGACAUGAUUGCUAGGUGGGAAUCAGACGAUUUGGACCUUAAAGCAAUUGUAAAAGAUGCUAUACUUUCUGGCCGUCUUCCUUUGGCAGUUCUUAAGUUGCAUCUUCAUCGUUUACAAGACUUACCGGAUCCGGAAACCCAGGACACUUUCAGUGAAGUCCGUGAAGUUGGAAGAGCAAUAGCUUAUGACUUAUUCCUGAAGGGUGAGACUGGAAUUGCAGUGGCAACACUACAAAAGCUUGGUGAAGAUAUUGAAAUCAGCCUUAAGCAGUUAGCUUUUGGCACUGUUCGGAGAUCUCUUCGGGUACAAAUAGUUGACCUUAUGAAAAAAUAUGGAUAUCUUGGAGCACAUGAGCGGAAGACUUUAGAGAUGAUAGCACUUAUUGAGAGGGUGUAUCCUUGCAGCAGUUUCAUGAGCACUUUCAGUAGCCUGCAUCAAGAGAUAAAUGGGGAAUUCAAUGGUAAUAUGGCAGGAGAACUAAGCUUGCAAAUAUUGCAUCCAUUGGCUAGAGAUGUUGUCAUAGAAUGUGGAGAGCUUGAUGGAGUUGUGUUGGGUCCAUGGGCAAAUUCCUUUGAGCACACAACUCAUUCAGAAACCGAUGAUGAUAGUAUCCACAGAAGCUAUUGGACAGCUGCUGCUGCAUGGUCUGAUGCCUGGGAUCAGCACAUAGUUGAUUGUAUAGUACUUGAUCAACCAUUUCUUUUGGGGGUUAAUGUAUUGUGGGAAUCUCAGCUUGAGUACCACAUGCGCCACAAUGACUGGUUACAAGUUUCAAGACUUCUGGAGGUUAUUCCAUCUUAUGCGCUGUCUCAUGGAAGCCUGGGAGUUAAUUUAGAGAGAGUACAUUCUCCACCAAUUGUUGAAUAUCCUCAAGAGCUAGAGGUCCCUGAUUCUGGAAACUAUAUGUAUUACCUUGAAGAACUGGAUCUUAUGAGUCUCAAUGUACCGAAUGUCAAAAUAUUAAGGUUCCCUGCUUACGCCAAUUCCUCGAUGUGGUUACGAGGGCUUGUGGAACAGAAACUUGCCAAGGAAUUAAUAUUCCUUAAGGAUUAUUGGGGUUCUAUGGAGGAGAUGGUAACUCUACUAGCUUGGUCUGGUUUUGUUGUUGACACACAUGAUUCUCCUGUGCUGGUAGAUGGGUCCAUCGAGAAAUUUUCGGAUUCAUUACUGUCUAUGAAUGACUCAAUAAGUCAGAUAAAUACCAUCCAAGCUUUUCACAAACUCAUGGUCUACUACUGUGCUCGAUAUAACCUUUUGAACUUAUUAGAUCUUUAUCUUGACCACCACAAGUUGGGUAUGGAUGGUGAGGCGCUUUCCUUAUUAGAACAUGCAGCAGGAGAUAAUCAGUGGGCUAGGUGGUUAUUGUUACAAAGGGUUAAAGGGAAAGAGUUUGAAGCAUCAUUCUCCAAUGCCUGUGCAGUUGCCUCACAUAGCAGUGUUCCUAGUAAUAGUGUCAGUGUUAUGGAAAUACAUGACAUUAUAAAAACAGUUGAUGACAUUGCAGAAGGAGGAGGUGAAAUGGCAGCUUUAGCAACAUUAAUGUAUUCUCCUCUACCAAUUCAAGACUGUCUUAGCAGUGGAAGUGUUAGCAGGCACCAUAGCUCUGCUCAGUGCACAUUAGAAAAUCUGAAGUCUGCUCUCCAGUGCUUUCCUACUUUGUGGCGUGCGCUUGUAGCAGUAUGCUUUGGGCAAGACCCAACAUGCAAUGCUCAGGGCCCUGGGAAUAAAUCCCUUACAUGUUCAGAUUUAUUAGACUAUUUGGCUUGGCGUGAGGAUGUCUUCUUCUCAUCAGGACGUGACACUUCCCUUUUACAGAUGCUUCCAUGCUGGUUCCCUAAGUCUGUUAGGAGAUUGAUUCAGUUGUAUAUCCAGGGCCCACUUGGAUGGCAAUCAUUUGCAGAUUUGCCCAUGUAUGACAAUUUUCUGCCCAGAGAUGUUGAUCAUGCUGCUAUUAGUCCCAUGUACUGGGAAAUUGCCAUUCAGAAACACAUUGAGGAGGAACUAUAUGAUUCAUCAUUGAAGGAAUCUGAACGUGGGAUUGAGCACCAUUUGCAUCGUGGACGGGCAUUAGCAGCUUUUAGUCAUCUCCUUUCAUUGAGAGCUCAGAAGUUGAAACCUGAAAGUUCACAGGGAGUGCGGCUUGGAACUUCUGCACAUGGCCAGAGUCAGGCCAUCAUCCAAUCAGAUAUGCAGAAACUUCUUGGGCCCGUAACUGAGACGGAACAGUUUCUUCUCUUAUCAGUCAUUCCCCUUGCUAUUCUGCAUUUUGAAGAUUCUGUGUUGGUGGCUUCCUGUGUAUUUCUAUUAGAGUUAUGUGGUAUUCCUGCCAGUACCAUCCAAAUUGAUGUUGCAGCUUUAAGAAGGAUAUCUUCCUUUCAAAAAUCUGGAGAUUAUGCUGAUCACAACAGAAAAUUUACAUCUAGGAGUUCUUCAGCUCAAUCUAGUAUUGACGGGGAUAUAAGUGAAUCUCUUGCCCGGGCACUGGCGGAUUAUUAUCGUCACCAUGAUUGUCUUGGAUUUGGUAGUGAAAAAGACAAUCAGCAUAGCAUCACUGGCAGACAUCAACCUAGAGCUCUCAUGCUGGUUCUGCAACACUUGGAAAAGGCUAGUCUUCCUCUAGUAACAGAAGGACCAACAUGUGGAUCGUGGUUGUUGACUGGUAAUGGGGAUGGGGUUGAAUUGAGGUCUCAGCAAAAAUCAGCAAGCCAGCAUUGGAAUUUAGUGAUAGCUUUUUGCCAUGCACAUAAUGUCCCCGUGAGCACUAAAUACCUUGCCGUAUUAGCAAGGGACAAUGAUUGGGUUGGAUUUCUAUCAGAAGCUCAGAUCGGAGGUUAUCCUUCCAAGAUUGUAAUCGAUGUUGCAUCUGAAGAGUUCAGUGACCUACGUCUAAAAAUACAUAUAACAACAGUUCUAAGAAGUAUGCAGGCAAGAAAAAAAGUUAGCUCCUCAUCAAGCUUACAUACAGCUGAAGAGGAGGGACAAACUUCUUUGUCAAACGAAAUCCUGUAUGCACCUACUGAGCUAUUUGGAGUUAUAGCAGAUUGUGAGAAUAGGAACAGUCCCGGACAGAUUCUUCUUCAAAAAGCAAAAAAUUUGUGUUGGUCACUGUUGGCCAUAAUUGCAUCUUGUUUUCCUGAUGUCUCUCCUUUGUCCUGCCUUACAGUUUGGCUGGAAAUUACUGCAGCUAGGGAAACUUCAGCUAUCAAGGUUAAUAACAUUGCUUCUCAGAUUGCAACUAAUGUUGGUGCAGCCGUGGAGGCGACUAAUUCUCUUUCAGCAAGUGCUAGAUCUCCAACGCUGCAUUAUAACCGAAGGAAUUCAAAACGUAGGCGGCUGAUGGAUAACACUCCUGUGGAUUCUUUGAUUUCUACGGCCCCUAAAGUAUCUUCAAGCUCUGGCAAUGUAAAGGUUGAUGAUAUUAUUGCUGAAGAUGAACUGGCUAAGCAAGUAGCUCAAGAUGGAAACAUUUGUAUGGAUUCCACCGAAGUUUGUGCUUCUUUAUCAAGGAUGGUUGCAGUUCUUUGUGAAAAGAAUUUGUUUCUACCACUUCUCAGGGCUUUUGAAAUGUUUCUUCCUUCAUGUUCCUUCUUACCGUUUAUCCGUGCUCUCCAGGCUUUCUCACAAAUGCGUCUUGCCGAAGCUUCAGCACAUCUGGGGUCCUUUUCUGCCAGAAUUAAGGAAGAACCUCAAACACAUACACAUAUGUGGAAAGGACAAGUUGGGAAUUUUUGGAUAUGCUCCACAGCUGUCAAAGCUGCUGAUGCAGUGCUCUUAAAAUGUGCCUCAUCGUAUGAAAAGAGAUGUUUACUACAGCUCCUUGCUGCUACUGAAUUUGGUGAUGGGGGGUCUGCUGCAGCAUCAUAUCGACGGCUUCUUUGGAAAAUUAAUUUGGCAGAACCAUCGUUACAAAAAGGUGAUGAUCUUUACCUAUCAAGUGAGUCUAUGGAUGAUGCAUCACUAUUAGUUGCAUUAGAAAAGCAUGGUUAUUGGGAACAUGCACGAAGUUGGGCAAGGCAAUUAGAGACAGGUGUUGGAUCUUGGAAAUCUGCAGUUCAUCAUGUGACUGAAAUGCAGGCUGAGUCCAUGGUUGCAGAGUGGAAAGAGUUUCUUUGGGACGUCCCAGAAGAAAGAGUUGCUUUAUGGGGCCACUGCCAAACACUAUUUCUUAGACAUUCUUUUCCACCACUGCAGGCGGGACUUUUUUUCCUUAAGCAUGCCGAGGAAGCAGAGAAGGAUCUCCCUGCCAGAGAGCUUCAUGAACUACUAAUGUUUUCUCUGCAAUGGUUGAGUGGGAUGAUAACUCAAUCUAAUCUAGUUUAUCCCUUGAACCUCUUGAGAGAAAUUGAAACAAGAGCAUGGCUACUCGCUGUCGAAUCAGAAAGUCAAGUGAAGAGUGAAGGAGAGAUCACCUCAAAAAGAAACAACCAUGAUAUUACUACUAGCAAGAGCUUAAAUAUUGUUGAGCACACUGCUAGUAUUAUAACAAAAAUGGAUAAUCACAUAUACAGUUUGAGGGGCAAGUAUGUGGAGAGAACUGAUGCAAGAGAUAAUAACCUGACAUAUGUCCAAACUUCUCAAGCUCUUGAUUUUGCUUCAUUGGCUGCUACUCCAGGAAGUGCUAAAGCAAAACGUAGAUCCAAAGGCAAUGUUCCAUUACGAAAGCCUUUUGUUGAUAGCCAAGAGAAAGUCAAUGAAUUCGAAGGCUUCUUUCAAUCCAAUCUAAAAGAUGAUUCACAUAUAGUAGAUGAAAACUUCAAAGUAGAAUCUUUCUCCCGGUGGCAGGAAAGAGUGGAACCUGUUGAGCUGGAAAAAGCCAUACUUUCAUUACUGGAAUUUGGGCAAGUAGCUGCUGCUAGGCAGCUCCAACAGAAAUUGUCUCCUGGCAACAUGCCAUCUGAAUUUGUAAUUGUGGAUACUGCUUUAAAGCUUGCUGCUUUAUCUACUCCAAACCAAAAGGUUUUAACAUCAGCAUUGGAUGAUGGAGUCCGCUUCAUCAUGCAUUCUUACACUCUUAAUCAUGACCAGCAUAUUGUUGACCCACUGCAGGUAUUGGAGAGUUUGGCAUCUGUUCCUGCAGAAGGCAGGGGAAGGGGACUCUGUAGGAGGGUGAUAGCAAUUGUCAUGUCCGCAAAUAUUUUGGGCCUUUCAUUUCUCGAGGCAUUUGAAAAGCAACCAAUUGAAAUUUUACAAUUGCUCGCUCUCAAAGCGCAAGAUUCAUUUGAAGAAGCAAAUAUCUUGGUGCAAACCCAUCCUAUGCCAGCAGCUAGCAUUGCUCAAGUUCUUGCUGAAUCUUUUCUGAAGGGACUGCUAGCAUCACAUCGUGGGGGUUAUAUGGAUUCACAAAAGGAAGAAGGACCUGCGCCUUUGUUGUGGAGAUUUUCUGAUUUCUUGAAGUGGGCUGAGCUUUGCCCAUCUGAACCAGAAAUAGGUCAUGCAUUAAUGCGUUUGGUGAUCACUGGGCAAGAAAUACCACAUGCAUGUGAGGUGGAACUUCUUAUUCUGUCCCACCAUUUCUACAAGUCGUCUGCUUGCCUUGAUGGAGUUGAUGUUCUUGUAGCUCUUGCGGCAACAAGGGUAGAAGCUUAUGUUUCGGAAGGGGAUUUUCCAUGUUUGGCCCGGUUGAUAACUGGAGUAGGAAAUUUUCACUCCCUCAAUUUCAUUCUCGGAAUUCUUAUUGAAAACGGCCAACUAGAUCUUCUACUCCAAAAGUUUUCAAAUGCUGUGGAUACUAAUGCUGGUACUGUAGAGGCCGUGAGGGGAUUUAGAAUGGCAGUUCUCACUUCACUCAAGCAAUUUAAUCCCAAUGAUCUUGAUGCAUUUGCCAUGGUUUAUAAUCACUUUGACAUGAAGCAUGAAACUGCAUCUCUUCUGGUGUCUCGGGCUGAGAGUUCUUGCAAGCAAUGGUUCAUCCGAUAUGACAAGGAUCAGACUGAUGAUCUCCUCUCAUCCAUGCGUUACUUCAUCGAAGCUGCAGAGGUGUACUCUUCCAUUGAUGCUGGCAACAAGACAUGUGAGGCUGUUGCUCAGGCAUCAUUAUUGUCCCUUCAGAUCCGAAUGCCCGACCUGCAAUGGCUUUGUCUGUCGGAAACCAAUGCACGCCGAGCCCUGGUUGAACAGUCUCGUUUCCAGGAAGCCUUAAUUGUUGCCGAAGCAUAUGGGCUUAACCAGCCCGGGGAGUGGGCCCUGGUGCUUUGGAAUCAAAUGCUCAGACCCGAGCUCAUUGAACAGUUUGUUGCUGAAUUUGUGGCUGUCCUCCCUCUCCAGUCCUCAAUGCUCCUUGAACUUGCGAGGUUUUAUAGAGCCGAGGUGGCCGCCAGAGGGGAUCAGUCUCAGUUCUCUGUGUGGUUGACUGGGGGAGGACUUCCAGCUGAAUGGGCCAAAUACCUGGGGAGGUCGUUUAGGUGCUUGUUGAGAAGAUCCAGGGACCUAAAACUGAAGCUACAGCUGGCUACCAUCGCCACCGGGUUUGCUGAUGUUGUUGAGGCCUGCAACCGUGCAUUAGAUAAGGUCCCCGAAAAUGCAGGGCCUCUUGUCCUUAGGAAAGGUCAUGGCGGGGGGUACCUCCCUCUCAUGUAAAAUAUGGAUUCGUAUGGAACUUUUUAGAUACAAUAGUAACACGUCCUCCAAGUAUAGCUGUGUAGAUUAUAUAUUGCUUCUCAAACUUUCUCCCCUAAUAUAAAUAGCUCAGCGGAAGCAGUUGGAGAAGAAAUGUUCACCUGUAGCUAGGAGGGGUCGCAAGUGUGGAAUAUUGAUGGUUUUGGCAUGUCAUUUUUCACCCUUGUUUCCCAAAUUCUUUCGGGCCAUGGAGCUGGCUAUUAUUUCUUUUGUAAGGAAAAACUAUUAAUAGAUCAGAGUGAGAGAUGUACAAUGAUUCAAUACGGUAAUACGUAGUAAUUCUUUCCAUAACAAUGGCUUGUUCACAACGAGGCCAUAUCAUUUGAGCAUUUCCGUUUUUCUUCUUUUUUUGAAAACCGGAUGUGCAGAUGAAAUGCCUUAGCUAGUUAACUUGGUAUCGUGGAUUUAAUAUCACUUGUUUUUCUUAUUUGUUAAUAUCAGCUAUGCGAAUAUUGAAUGAAGAGUUUUUCUUCAAAUAUUACUAUAUUAGUCAAAUACUAAUAUCAAGCUUGU
Cuscuta epithymum is the source of this 11244-nucleotide messenger RNA. The record is from the annotation of a GenBank genome assembly. NCBI's taxonomy places the organism in Eukaryota, Viridiplantae, Streptophyta, Magnoliopsida, Solanales, Convolvulaceae.